UCUCGCUGCCCGGCUCCCGGCUGGGAGCGGGCAGGGGGAGGGCGGGCGGCUGCCUCCGGCUGGGCACGGAGCAGCCCGGGGCUGGCCCUGAGGGGCGUCCCUCUCCUCGGCCCGCCGCCCUCUCCUCGCACGGAGGCGUCUCCCUGAGGGAGGGGAGCGCGGUCGGGCCGGGUGUGAGGAGUAACCCCUGGGCUGGGGGCGGGGGGGUGCCGGAGGCAGCGCCUCCACGCCUUUACCACUUCCCAAGCGCUGUAACUUCAGGGCUGCGCGCAGUUAGCUGCCGGCACGGCUGAGGCAGGAGGCUGCUGUGCGUGGUUGGAGGCUUCCCGUGUCGCCGUGUGAUGCGUAUCGAAGUAGGGGGAGUUUGGGUGGAGGUUUCUCGUGUAGCGCUGGGAGCCUUGGGGUCGCUCGGAAUUUCCCAGUCUUGCCUUUAGAAGCGUCUAAUUCUCUGUUUCUCAGCCGGGGUAAAAGGUGUAUGUGGGGGUGAGAUACCUGGGCUAGAAUGGCCCCAUCUGCCAUUCUUCUGGGUUUAUCUGAUACACAGGCGGUUCCAAAGACCUUGUUAUCUGCAUUCUUCUUCUGAUCAUCCUGUAGCGUUGGAUGUGACUUAAAAUGACUUCUGAUUCUGAAGGUCCUAUGAAAAAUACGCUGUGCUUGAAUGUUUGCUAAGGACAUUUGCUGAUGUGUGGUCAGGAUGAGUGGAUUAGGAGAAAACUCCUUGGAUAGCUUGACCAAUGAGUCAAGGAAGCGCAAGCCAUUGCCUUGUGAUACUCCAGGUGCAAGUCUGACCUGCAGUGGUGAAAAGCGUCGGCGUGAGCAGGAAAGCAAAUACAUUGAAGAACUGGCUGAGCUGAUAUCUGCUAAUCUGAGUGACAUUGAUAAUUUCAAUGUCAAACCAGACAAAUGUGCUAUUUUAAAAGAAACCGUGAGACAGAUUCGACAGAUAAAAGAGCAAGGAAAAGCUGUUUCUAAUGAUGAUGAUGUUCAGAAAGCUGAUGUGUCUUCUACGGGCCAAGGAGUUAUUGAUAAGGAUUCCUUGGGACCUCUUUUAUUACAGGCAUUGGAUGGUUUCCUGUUUGUUGUAAAUCGAGAUGGGAACAUAGUAUUUGUGUCAGAAAAUGUUACACAGUAUUUGCAGUAUAAACAAGAAGAUUUGGUAAAUACAAGCGUCUAUGGUAUCCUGCAUGAAGAGGACCGGAAGGACUUCCUUAAAAACCUACCAAAAUCUUCAGUUAAUGGAGUUGCUUGGACCAAUGAAACACCUAGACAGAAGAGCCAUACGUUUAAUUGCCGGAUGAUGGUGAAAACCUCUCAUGAUCUUUUGGAAGAUGUAGGCAGCCAUCAGGAUACACGUCAGAGAUAUGAAACAAUGCAGUGUUUUGCUUUAUCUCAGCCAAGGGCUAUGAUGGAAGAGGGGGAAGAUUUGCAGUCUUGUAUGAUUUGCGUGGCACGUCGUAUCACAACUGCUGAAAGAGUAUUUCCAACAAACCCAGAGAGUUUUAUUACCAGACAUGAUCUUUCAGGCAAACUUGUCAACAUUGAUACAAACUCAUUGAGAUCUUCCAUGAGACCCGGCUUUGAAGAUACAAUUCGUCGAUGUAUUCAGAGGUUCUUAUGCCAUAAUGAUGGACAGACAUGGUCAAACAAACGCCAUUAUCAUGAAGCUUACACACAAGGUCACGCGGAAACACCAUUCUAUCGGUUUUCUUUAGCAGAUGGUACUAUCGUGACAGCACAAACAAAGAGUAAACUAUUUCGAAAUCCUGUAACUAAUGACCGUCAUGGAUUUGUCUCUACCCACUUUCUUCAAAGAGAGCAAAAUGGAUAUCGACCAAAUCCUAAUGCAGUUGGGCAAAACAUGAGAACACCUGUGGCUGGAAAUACAAAUUCUGUCGGUGGUCUUAUGAACAUGUCACCCAGUCAAAGCAUGCCAUUACAGAACAGGAACUAUGGCAUGGGAGAUCCCAACGCAGUGGGUCAGCUGAACAACUCUCGAUAUGGAGGCCCUGGUAGUAUGGGGCCAGUGAACUCUGGACCAGGAAUGCAGUCCUCUGCCUAUCAGAACAACAGUUAUGGCUUAAAUAUAAGUAGCCCACCACACGGGAGUCCUGGUUUAACAUCCAACCAACAGAAUCUAAUGGUAUCUCCUAGGAAUCGAGGGAGUCCAAAAAUGAGUUCGCACCAGUUUUCUCCAGUUACAGGUAUGCACUCUCCAAUGGGAUCUGCCAGCAACACCAGCAACAGCACUUUCUCUAGCAGUUCUCUUAGUGCUCUUCAAGCCAUCAGUGAGGGUGUUGGAACUUCCCUGUUAUCAACACUUUCUUCUCCGGGUCCAAAAUUGGAUAAUUCCCCAAACAUGAGUGUAGCUCAGCAAAAUAAAGCAAGCACCCAAGACUCCAAAAGCCCUUCCAGCUUGUAUUGUGAACAAAAUCAAGUGGAAAGUUCCCUCUGCCAGUCAAACAGCAGGGAUCUCCUUAAUGAAAAAGACAGUAAAGAGGGGAGCCUGGAGGCACCUGAAAGUCAGAGAGGACAAUCUGAAAGCAAAGGGCAUAAAAAGCUGCUUCAGCUACUCACGUGCUCCUCAGAUGAAAGAGGACAUUCCACAGCAUCAAACUCACCGUUAGAAUCUAAUUGUAAAGAAUCUUCUACCAAUGUUACCAGUCCUUCGGGAGUUUCCUCAUCGACAUCUGGAGGGGUGUCUUCCUCCUCAAACAUGCAUGGGUCACUCCUGCAAGAGAAGCAUAGAAUUUUACAUAAAUUGUUGCAGAACGGUAAUUCUCCUGCAGAAGUAGCCAAGAUCACAGCUGAAGCUACUGGUAAAGACACAUAUCAUGACACUGGUAACACAGCCCCAUGUGGAGAAGGCACUGUCAAACAGGAACAACUGAGCCCAAAGAAGAAGGAAAACAAUGCUUUACUAAGAUACCUGUUAGAUAAGGAUGAUGUUAAGGAUCCACUUUCCAAAGAGUUGAAGCCUAAAGUAGAAAAUGUGGAUAAUAAAAUGGGUCAGUGCAGUAGUUCUACUAUUCCUACUUCCAGUCAAGAAAAGGACAUGAAAAUAAAAACAGAACCAACAGAGGAGAUGAGUGGAGACUUGGAUAAUUUGGAUGCAAUUUUAGGUGAUCUGACUAGUUCGGAGUUUUAUAAUAACGCUAUGUCUACAAAUGGGAAUAGUUUUGGAACAAAGCAAGCAUUAUUUCAAGGAAAUGCCUCAAUGAGUAUGAGGAGUCCCCAGUCUGUGCAGCCUACCCGUCCACCUUUCAACAGAGCCAUGUCUUUAGACAGCCCUGUGGGUUCGAGUGCUCCAGUGAGGAAUGUCAAUGCAUUCUCCAUGUUACAAAAGCAAAACUUGAUGGGUGGAAGUCCAAGAAUGAUUGAAAACCAGGAAAAUUUUGGAGCAAAUCUAGCGAGUGCUCCCAACAGAAAUGUAGCUAUGAAUCAACACCAGUCCGGAGACUGGGGUUUGCCAAACUCAAAGGUUAACAGGUUGGAACCUACAAGUUCUACUUCAGUGAUGAGACCAGGACCUGAGUUUAGUGCAUCACUGCCUAGACCCACAGCAGGCGGCUCUAUGCCUGGGCUGCCCGUUCGUUCCAAUAGCAUACCUGGUACAAGACCAAUGCUACAACAGCAAAUGAUUCACAUGAGGUCGAACGAGAUUAACAUGGGUUUGGGGGGGAAUCCCUACGGACAGCCAGCACCAUCUAACCAGCCAGGAUCGUGGCCUGACAACAUGCUGUCCAUGGAGCAAGCAUCGCGGGGUUCACAAAACAGACAACUAGUGAGAAACUCUUUGGAUGACCUCUUAUGUGCAGCACCAAAUGUGGAAGGACAGAAUGAAGAAAGAGCGCUUUUGGAUCAGCUGCACACAUUGCUGAGUAAUACAGAUGUCACGAGCCUGGAAGAAAUUGACAGAGCGCUAGGAAUUCCUGAUCUUGUAAACCAAGGGCAAGCUUUGGAAGCCAAGCAAGAUUCAUUUCAAGGUCAGGAAUCUGCAGUGAUGAUUGACCAGAAGCCUUCAUUAUAUGGUCAGCCCUAUCAAGGACAAGGGGCAGCCCUGCCAGGAGGUUUUAGCAACAUUCAGGGACAACAGCCAUCCUUUAAUUCAGUGAUGAAUCAGAUGAGCCAACAAAGCAAUUUUCCACUUCAAAGUAUGCAUCCUAGAGCAAAUGUGAUGAGACCUCGGACCAAUACACCAAAGCAGCUCCGCAUGCAACUCCAGCAGAGGCUUCAGGGGCAGCAGUUCAUGAAUCAAACCCGUCAAGCCCUUGAAAUGAAAAUGGAAAAUCCAGGCAGUGGUAAUACCUCAGUGAUGAGACCAGUUAUGCAGCCACAGGUGACAUCACAGCAACAAGGUUUUCUUAAUGCUCAAAUGGUGGCUCAGCGUAACAGGGAGCUAAUAAGUCAUCAUUUUAGACAACAGAGGAUGGCAAUGAUGAUGCAGCAGCAACAGCAACCUCAGGCCUUCAGUCCACCGCCAAACGUGACUGCCUCAGGAAGCAUGGACAGUGGUCUGACAGGCCCUCCAAUGGCUCAAGUUCCUCCGCAGCAAUUCUCCUAUCCACCUAAUUAUGGAAUAACCCAACAACCUGAUCCUGCCUUUAGUAGAGUAUCAAGCCCUCCCAAUCCAAUGAUGUCGUCAAGAAUGGGACCCUCUCAGAAUCCUAUGAUGCAGCAUCCUCAGGCGGCAGCAAUGUACCAGUCUCCUGAGAUGAAGGGCUGGCCCUCAGGAAGCAUGACCAGGAGCAGUUCUUUUCCACAGCAACAGUUCAGCCAUCAAGGUAAUCCUGCAACAUACAGUAUGAUGCACAUGAACGGCAGCAGUGGCCAUAUUGGACAGAUGAACAUUAAUACUAUGCCUAUGUCAGGGAUGCCUAUGGGUCCAGACCAGGUAAGUUGUCCAUAAUGAGUGAUGAUGGAUUGGCUCUUUUCCAACCAAGUAUGAUUUGCUUCAAGACAUUCCUUCUGGCACAAUCCUGUUCUCUGUUAGCCUCUUUGUCUUUACAUCUGUGGACAUACAACUUGUAUGACACAAGAUACAUACUAUCUUUGGUGAUAUUUAAAUCAAAUCCAUGAUGAAUCCAAGCAGCUGUGAUUAGUUGUUGACUUAGAAGUAUCAUAUAAAAUAGAAUCGAGGUUUAAACUGCACAAAGGACUUCACAAAGGGAGCUUGGAGAAAACCCAGAAAGGAAAACUCAGGGACUGUGAAAAAUACCUUCAGCAGAUGAGUCAGACCAAGAAUCCUGGUAUUGCAGUAUUUUCUGGCAGAAGCUAAUGGUGAUACUUACCCUUGUAACACCUCACAAUAUUUGUGUAUGCAUAGCAAGACACUAAGGAAUAUUUAGGCCUCUUAUUUAAGAGAAAAGUGAGCUAAUAACGGGUAUGACAAAGAAGGCCAAAAUACUAAAUAUACUUGUGCUGUAAGCUUUCCAUAAAAUGCCAAGGGAUAGGCAAUAUAAUAUUGAGAUGAGCUACAUUAAUUCAAGUUGCCAGUACUUCAUGCAGUUUUCUUUAAGGUACUUAAGUAGUAGCCAAAAUAAUCUGAGGACUUCUGCAAGACAAGUAAGGUAUUAGAGGACUUUGAUAAAAACCAGUACCUUUUAUAAAGAGGGAAAAAGGAAGUGAAAUGUCAUAUUUUCCAAAACCACAUCAUGCAGUGAAGAUACCAAAUAAUGUGUUUAGGGAAUUCUGGGGCAGCAUUUCUUUUCUACAAAUUUAUCUUCAAAAUGGAGCUCUAAAAUCUGUUCAGCUUAGAAAUUGACUGUCAGUACUUUCCUCUUCAAAAUGCAAAACGUUGACCAGUUUUUCCAGCAGAGGUAUUUUUUAUUUUUGCUGAUGAUGCUUUCUUCUUUUCUUUAACAGAAAUACUGCUGACACCUAAACCUGAUCUCCAAACAAGAAUGCGCUGUAUUAACGAUGCACUAGUAUUAUAAAGGAAAGUUACGCAUUCUUCAUGGCAACUAGUACUGGCCUUAUGGAAAUAAGGGAUUUUUCCUGCUAAUCACCAUGAUGUCCUAAGUUACUUCAUUCAGAGAAAAAAAAAAAAAA
Oxyura jamaicensis (ruddy duck) is the source of this 6048-nucleotide messenger RNA. It is a transcript of the gene NCOA3, whose product is annotated as nuclear receptor coactivator 3. The record is from RefSeq and is a predicted model, not a curated record. The transcript has 22 exons. Gene Ontology annotation, biological process: positive regulation of transcription by RNA polymerase II; cellular response to hormone stimulus. Bases 695 to 4906 code for a protein of 1403 amino acids. NCBI's taxonomy places the organism in Eukaryota, Metazoa, Chordata, Aves, Anseriformes, Anatidae. Gene Ontology annotation, molecular function: protein dimerization activity; nuclear receptor binding. Gene Ontology annotation, cellular component: nucleus.